Messenger RNA from Ziziphus jujuba (common jujube), 1798 nucleotides. RefSeq names its product cyclin-D1-1. The transcript has 4 exons. Gene Ontology annotation, biological process: regulation of cyclin-dependent protein serine/threonine kinase activity; mitotic cell cycle phase transition. Bases 415 to 1461 code for a protein of 348 amino acids. Gene Ontology annotation, molecular function: cyclin-dependent protein serine/threonine kinase regulator activity. Lineage: Eukaryota; Viridiplantae; Streptophyta; Magnoliopsida; Rosales; Rhamnaceae. Gene Ontology annotation, cellular component: nucleus; cytoplasm; cyclin-dependent protein kinase holoenzyme complex. The record is from RefSeq and is a predicted model, not a curated record.
GCCAUGUGAUUCAACCAUACCAACACAUUAAACCACAGCUGCAAACCUCUUCUGUCUCCCUCACUCUCUCUCUCUCUCUCUCUCUCCAAACGGAAACGGAAAGAGAAAAGAGAGAGGGAAACAAACACCCUCUCUGUUCACAGUCUCACAAACAAACAAAGAAAUUGAAAAGAAAAGAAAAACAUAUAUAUUUAUACAUAUAGAUAUUUAUUGAGAGAGAAAGAGAGAGAGAGAGGUGGCAAUAAUCAAUGAAAAAGGAGAAGACUAUGUCAUACCCAAACCCAUAAAGCCAAGCCAUGUCCAAACCCAUUUCCAUUUCUUCCACUCUCAAUCCGCUCCGCUACCCUCUCCUUGCCAAUGCCGUCAACUCCGUUAUCUCUCCGUUGAACCAUCUCUCUCUCCGUUACCUCCUCAAUGUCGUCCCCUUCUAGCCUCUUCUGCUCCGAGGACGCUGCCGACAUCGUCUCCUGCGAUGCCGACACGUGGAUCUCCCAUUCUUCAUCGUCAUCGUCGCCGCCGUCGUUGUCGUCAUUGUCAACUUAUUCUUGUUCGCCGUCCGAUCAGAUCAACGUCGACAGACUCAUCAACUCCGAACCCGACCACAUGCCCGACCCGGAUUACGUCAGGCGUUGCCGUGAUCGUUCCGUCGACGUUGCUGCUCGACAAGAUUCCAUCAACUGGAUCUUGAAACUUCAUGCGCAUUACCAUUUCAGUCCGGUGACGGCUUUUCUCUCCGUCAACUACUUCGACCGGUUUCUCUCCUUCCAUUCUCUUCCGCAACCGAAUGGAUGGCCGUUUCAUCUACUAUCAGUGGCGUGUUUGUCUUUAGCGGCGAAGAUGGAAGAACCUCAGGUCCCACUUCUCUUGGACCUUCAGGUUUUCGAGUCCAAAUACGUUUUCGAGCCGAAGACGGUUCAGAGAAUGGAGCUCUCAGUCAUGGCCACUCUCAAUUGGAGGUUACGCUCCGUCACGCCCUUCGAUUUCAUCGACUAUUUCAUUUCCAAACUUCCUCCUCCUUCUUCCACUUCCAGUCAUGACUUUUUCAUCCGGGUCUUCUCCGCUUCCUCGGAUCUCAUCCUCAGCACAACCCGUGUGAUCGAUUUUUUGGGUUUUUCGCCGUCGACGAUCGCAGCGGCUGCUGUACUAUGCGCCGCCGGCGAAUUUUGUGACAAUUCCGAGGGAGUGAGCCCAGUGACGGCGUCGUUUCAUGAGAGAGUAAACAAAGAAAUGGUUAGAAGCUGUCACCAACUAAUGGAGGAGUAUCUGAUCGACACGUGUCCCGCAGCGGGCCAUAAAAGGCAAAGAGUUCAACCGGCGGCGCCUCCCAGUCCAGUCGGCGUCCUCGACGCGGCUGCUUGUGUUAGCUGUGACACGCGCUCCGAGACUGCUGGCUCUACCAGCCAAGUCGAGCCGCCACCUAAGCGGCAGCGAUCCUCUGCCCCGGAUGUACAGCAGCAGUAGAUAAGACCCACCCCUUAUAUAUAUUAUAUAAAUUAUAUUUUCUCUCUUUAUUUUUCUUCUCAUCUUUUGUUAAAGAGAAAGAGGGAGAGAGAAGAAAUUUUUUUUAAUUUAAAUUUAUUAUUAGAUUUUUUUUUUUUUUGUCCUUUUCGUUGCCAUCCGUCGUCGUUUACGACGUUUAGUAUAAAAACUACAAAGUUUGGAGUCGAGGGUAAAAAUUCUGAGGCUAGAUAGAUUUUUGUUAUUUUAUUAUUCCAAUAUUAUCAAGCUUUAUUUAUUUAUAUACACUUUAAUUUGUUUAUUAUAAUAUAUAUAUAUAUAUAUGUAUUUUUAGGUACUA